Gymnodraco acuticeps is the source of this 1425-nucleotide messenger RNA. RefSeq names its product sex hormone-binding globulin (gene shbg). The transcript has 8 exons. Lineage: Eukaryota; Metazoa; Chordata; Actinopteri; Perciformes; Bathydraconidae. Gene Ontology annotation, molecular function: steroid binding. The record is from RefSeq and is a predicted model, not a curated record. The coding region runs from base 150 to 1337 and encodes 395 amino acids.
CCCUGGACAGUGAGCCUGCUCAACCCCCGCUUCUAAAACCUCCUGCACUCUGUUCCUCAGCCCAUCACUGCACCUCAGGUAUAACCAGAUCACCUAAGGGCUAAACUGUCUGGACACUGUGAGACCUGGGUGUGUGAAGACAGUGAAGGAUGGCCGUGUUUUGGAAACCAAUGGCAGCUGGACUGCUGCUCACUGUGAGCCUCACUCUGCUGGGAUGGGGAGUUGAGGCGCAGGGGGGUACACAAGCAAAGAAAGUAGUAUCAGGCGAGGCUACCGUCUAUCUCGGCCAGGACAGAGACAUCUGGAGGCCAAUAAUCCACACCACGUCAAACCUCAGUGACAUCAGCAGUAUAAAGUCAACAUUCCAGUUACGGACCUUUGACCCGGAAGGUGCCAUUUUCUACGGAGAUACCAAAAACGGGGACGACUGGUUUGUUUUGGGUUUGAAAGACGGCCUCCCUCUGAUGCAGUUCAGCAUCGGGGGCAACCAUGUCAGUGCGGAAGGCGGCCCCCAGCUCAACGACGGAAAAUGGCACAAACUGGAGGUGAGCAACCAAAAGAAUUUCGUGAUUCUAGAUGUGGACGGCUCCAAAGGGCUGGUGGUGGGCAUGGGGGGGCCGUCCAAACAGACAGAGGAGGUCCAAACAGGGGAACUCCGACUAGCCCUCGGCGGGAUCUUAAUCGACAAGGAAAAGAUGAUGAUUCAGUUUGAUCCUAAGAUGGACGGCUGUGUGCGUGAAGGCAGCUGGCUGAAUCUCAGAGCCCCCUGGGAGGUGGAGGUGGAGGAGCUCUGGCCCUGCUAUCAAGACAUAAUUCCUGGCAGCUUCUUCCCUGGCACUGGAUUUGCUGUUUUCAAUACCUCAGUUUUCCCUGUUGAGGGCGGGAAGGGGGUCAAGAUUGAAUUUCGGGGAAAUUUCACUAUGAUGCAUGGGACCAUUUUGAGCAUCAGGGCUCCUGGGCAAGAGAUGAUGCUGACUUUAAUGGCCGAUAAUAACACACAGGAGGUCACCCUCACGUUCGGUUCAGAAAAAAUCAGUAUGAAAUCUGAUAAUUUCAAGAAGCUGGUGAUAACCUUUGAAGAAGAGAUGCUGCAAGUACUUCAAGUUCGAGCCAAAUUUCAGGAUUUACAAAUCAAAUCAGUGAGAAACUCAGGUUUUUUGACCACAUGGAGAAACGGUCGUAUCGCCUUUGGAGGUCUCUUAGGUGAGGGUGAAGACAAUGUGGGCUCCCAGUUCUUGACAGGCUGCCUGGAGAUGAUCCAGGUUAUGGGCAGGGAUUUGGAUUUGGAUUUUACUGUCAAACAUCCAUCAAUCGUCUCUCACAGCUGCCCUGCAUAACAAAUGAAAGUACACAUGUUCAAUAUGUGGACUCAGAUGCAUUUGGUUCGAAUUAAAACAAAAAAAAAUACAAUGUUUUUAAAACUAA